CCUCAGUCAGACUCAGGCCUCCUGGCCGCUGCUAACUGGCUAAAGUUUCUGCACGGUGGCCUCUAAUUUUAAGAAGACAAACAUGGCAUCCAGUAGUCAGAGAAAAAGAAUGAGCCCUAAGCCUGAACUGACUGAAGAACAGAAACAGGAAAUCCGGGAAGCUUUUGAUCUCUUUGAUGCUGAUGGAACUGGGACUAUAGACGUCAAGGAACUAAAGGUUGCAAUGAGGGCCCUGGGCUUUGAACCCAAGAAAGAAGAAAUCAAGAAGAUGAUAAGUGAAAUUGAUAAGGAAGGGACAGGAAAAAUGAACUUUAGUGACUUUUUGACAGUGAUGACUCAGAAAAUGUCCGAGAAAGACACCAAAGAAGAAAUCCUGAAAGCUUUCAAGCUCUUCGAUGAUGAUGAGACUGGGAAAAUAUCAUUCAAAAAUCUGAAACGUGUGGCUAAGGAGUUAGGUGAGAAUUUGACUGAUGAGGAGCUGCAGGAAAUGAUUGAUGAAGCUGAUCGAGAUGGAGAUGGCGAGGUCAAUGAGCAAGAGUUCCUGCGCAUCAUGAAGAAGACCAGUCUCUAUUAAGAUCAGUGCUUCUUUUUCUAUUGCAAGCACAUGUGACUAGAUUUAGUGCCUGCCAUUUUGUGAAAUAUGGCUUUUGAGAACCCCCCUCCCCCAACCUCUGGGGUAACUAGCCGUGACCUUGAAUCUAUUUUUGACUUUUGGAAGUUUCUUUGAUAUUAAGUUCUUUGUACCUUUACCUGCUGAUUGAUUCAACAGGGCAACACAAGAGCACACAGUGGGGAAAAGGGACUGAGAGUGAGUGUAGCCACCCCGCCUUCUAUUACUUCACACUGCUCAUGCAUUCCACACAGCUGCAAACAUACAGUGGCUGCUUAGAUGUCCAUGUACCCAUGUCACCGGAAGCAG
Messenger RNA from Microtus oregoni (creeping vole), 919 nucleotides. RefSeq names its product centrin-2. Gene Ontology annotation, cellular component: centriole; centrosome. Gene Ontology annotation, biological process: mitotic cell cycle; nucleotide-excision repair; centriole replication. Gene Ontology annotation, molecular function: calcium ion binding. The transcript is spliced from 5 exons. The record is from RefSeq and is a predicted model, not a curated record. NCBI's taxonomy places the organism in Eukaryota, Metazoa, Chordata, Mammalia, Rodentia, Cricetidae. The coding region runs from base 83 to 574 and encodes 163 amino acids.